Phyllopteryx taeniolatus (common seadragon) is the source of this 1889-nucleotide messenger RNA. It is a transcript of the gene necap1, whose product is annotated as NECAP endocytosis associated 1. Lineage: Eukaryota; Metazoa; Chordata; Actinopteri; Syngnathiformes; Syngnathidae. Bases 34 to 786 code for a protein of 250 amino acids. Gene Ontology annotation, cellular component: clathrin vesicle coat; membrane. The record is from RefSeq and is a predicted model, not a curated record. Gene Ontology annotation, biological process: endocytosis. The transcript has 7 exons.
CUACGGUGUACACCGACGGAAUAUCAAGGCAAGAUGGCGACAGAGGCUCAGUUCGAGUACGAGUCGAUCCUCUGCGUCAAACCAGAAGUCAACGUGUAUCGAAUACCACCGCGAGCAUCCAACCGGGCCAUCAGGGCUGCUGAUUGGAAGCUGGACACUCCCGACUGGUCGGGACGCAUGCGAGUGGUGGCUCGGGGAAAGGUGGCCUACGUGAAACUCGAGGACAAAAUAUCUGGGGAGCUGUUUGCCCAGGCACCAGUAGAUGAGUACCCUGGCAUUGCAGUGGAAACAGUGAGCGACUCGAGCCGAUACUUUGUGCUCCGUAUCCAGGAUGACAACGGCCGCAGCGCCUUCAUCGGAAUCGGGUUUGGAGACAGAGGUGAUGCCUUCGACUUCAAUGUUGCACUGCAGGACCACUUCAAGUGGGUAAAACAGGAAAAUGAAUUCAGCAAACAGGCACAGGCUCCGGACUCCGCUCCUAAGCUUGACUUGGGCUUCAAAGAGGGACAAACCAUCACACUCAAUAUUGGGCAAUCCAAAAAAAAGGAUAGGACUCGUCCACAGAGUUCCGGUGGUCUAGGACUCCUUCCACCUCCCCCUGGAGGCAGGCUAGCGCCGCCCCCAUUGUCCCGAUCUAAUAAUCAUAACACGCAGCCAUCUGGGGGAGGAAAUGACACAGGUUGCCUGCUGGAUCUGGACUCCAGUAACUCUAACUCGGUGGCUCUGUCCAAUCCACCAAUGACGGCCAGCUCAGACCUGUGGGGAGACUUUGACUCCCCGAAGUGAGCAGAGCGCCACUCGGCUCCUUCUCCCUCUUCUUUCUCUCAGUAAUAUUAUGCAGCACUUUUGGCAUCGUUGCGUUCCCCUUUGAGGGGGUCCCUACUGCUCCCUGCUGAGCAGGGUAAACCCUCACCUACCCCCCACUUCUUGUGCACUGUACUAAUCAGUUUAAGUUCUAAUGUUAGUCUCAAGCCUAACACUACACCCAUCCAUGUUAUUUGUUAUUCAUCUCCUUUUAACUGUGAACAUUAUAUAGAAAUAUCAUGAAGGAAAUGUAACAAUGAAUGCAGUUUAUGUACAGAGUAUUUAUUUUCAGUGUAUAUAUAUAUCCCCAGUUGUCUGUACAUCAUCUGUGUUGUAGCUUCUUUUUUGCCCCUUCCCAGGGCUUAUUAUAUGCACUCUGUCUGCCUGUCAGUACGUAUUAUUUCAACACUGGGAUUGUUCUACUAAUCUUAUACAUGAGGUUUACCACCAUAAUCGUCGACUUGAAAGAAACCUUGUUCAACUGGAGUGGGUUCCCCUAGUGGUGCUGCUCUAUAGCCCCUUAUAGUGGACUCUUGAAGCAUGACAGCAAUACUUGUUGUGUAGACAUGAUGGAGCAGCUGCUUUUUUUAAAACAAGCAGCCGUCGUAAAUCAGUUCAAGUUGUGAAGGAGGCAGCCAAGUUGGAUGCGUUCCGGCCGACCUAAAAGGCUCAUGAUUUAGUGGCUGUGGAUGUAAGCUAAGCUCGGUCACGACCUGUGUCCUUCUUAGUGAAGUCAUAGCCUGUCAUUCUUGGAGUUAGUCGUCAUCUAACAACCUGAAAGGCAGCAUGUUGUGUGGUACCGACCAGAUUUGAACUCCAGGUUUUUGAUGUAAAGUUUUUAGUUUUGGAUUGAUGCCUUGUUGGGACCAAGCUUUUGUUUGUGAAAGGAAUUGUGGGCUUAUUUGUUUUUUGGUUAUUGUGCUAUUGUUGUGUACAAGCAGAUGGAUUAUGUUGAUUCACAAUGCCAAUGGAUGUCGAUUGGUACUUGCAGACAUUAACGCUAACAAAAUGUUUUACCGUCUAAUGUGCUUUGUUGUGUAUGGAAGUCAAUAUGCAAAGAUAAAUAUAAGACAGAAACAACACAA